GAAUUUCUCCCUCUCCCUCUCUCUCUCUCUCUCUCUCUCUAAACCUUCAAGGAUGUUUGUUUGUUUUGUAGAACACAAAAUUCCUUCCUUUUCCCCCUAUCUCUCUAACCUAAUUUUUCUCUUUCUUUUAAAACUUUUACUUAACCCCCUUUCACUUUCUGACUCAUCAAUUUUCUCAUCCAUACCAAAAGGAAAAAAAAAAAAAAAAAAAAGCAAAGAAAGAAAAAAACCACUCCUUUUCUCUCUUGUGUGUUCUUAUUGUUCUUGUUCUUACUUCUUUGAUUUACUCUGAAAACAAAGAACUAAACAAAACCCACUUCAAAAAGCUUCAUCUUUUAAAUCCCCGGCCGUCACUUCCUCUUUGCUAUUUUGCAAAAAUUCCUCUACUUUCCUACAUAAAGACUAGAUCUUUACUUGCCUUUUCUUCUUCAAAAAUUGUAAAUACUCCCCCCCAAAAAAAAAAAAUGUUGGAGAAAAGCACUAUUGUUCCUGAUCUAUCUCUUCAAAUUAGCCCUCCAAAAUCUAAUCAAUCUCUUUCAUUUGAUAUUUGGCCGCAACAAAUGCAAGUACAGCAAGUCGACACCGAGCUCUCUCUGUCUAAUAAUUCAACGUCGGCGAUCGACGUUUCGACGGAUCGGUUCCGACCCAUUAGAGGAAUUCCAGUUUACAAUAAUGGGUUGUUGUCUUCUUCAAGGUAUUUCAACCGAAACCAACAACCGACAACGUCGUCGACGUCGCCACCACCGUGUUUGAGUUUUAGGGCAUUUCAACAACAACAAGAGGCAGUAGGGAGGUAUAAUGGGAUAACAAUGGAGGGUUUGAGAAACCAAGAGCAGAAUUUUAAUCAUCAAAAUCAGAAUCAUCAGUUUGUUUUUCAAAAUCAACAAAGUCUUCAUUUUGGGGUUUCGGAUUUUUCAAGUAAUUAUAGUAAUAAUAGAUCGAGAUUGUUGAUGCCAAGGAUUCAAAGUCGAAGAAAUGCUAGGGCUCCAAGGAUGCGUUGGACUUCUUCUCUUCAUGCUCGUUUCAUUCGUGCUGUCGAACUUCUUGGUGGCCAUGAAAGGGCAACUCCAAAAUCAGUGCUGGAGCUAAUGGAUGUGAAGGAUCUCACUCUAGCUCAUGUGAAGAGCCAUUUACAGAUGUAUCGUACGGUUAAAAACACCGACAAACAAACAGCUUCUUCAGAAGGGUCUGGGGAAGAAGAUUUCUUGCCUGCUACACCAACCCCACAUCAUGAAGCUAACUGUUUGCUCAAUCAUAGAAGAAAUUUUACUAAUAAUCCAUCGUCUUUGGAUCAUCCUCUUCCUCAUCUUAAUAAUGGAAUUUCAACUCCUUCGUCCAUUAAUAACCACAGUAACUCUUCAAGAAGAGCAUGGGAGCAAGGCUCUCCAGGAAAUGCUAAUGUAUUUGGAUCAGAAAAUCAAUCAGAGGAAUGCUAUGAGUUAGGUCAUCCAAACAGUUUGAUGGGAUUGAAUCUAAACUUGAACAGUCCAAGCAAGGAGAUAUCAAUGAAACACAAUUGGCACAACUAAAAAAGAAAACCCCCCAUUUAAUUUCUUUCCAUAUAUAUCACUAUUAGCUAUAUGAAAAUAUCAAUAUAUAUAUAUAUGAGUUAAAUAUAAAAAAAAAAUCAUGUUAAUUAAAUAUAAAAGAUAAUAUAUAUAUAUAUGUAUAUAGUUGUUGAAGAUGCAUAUUAUUUUUAAUCUAUAUUAUUUCUUUGUUCCUUAAACAUAUUUUGCCCAA
Cucumis melo (muskmelon) is the source of this 1740-nucleotide messenger RNA. RefSeq names its product transcription repressor KAN1-like. The transcript is spliced from 6 exons. Gene Ontology annotation, biological process: regulation of DNA-templated transcription; abaxial cell fate specification. Lineage: Eukaryota; Viridiplantae; Streptophyta; Magnoliopsida; Cucurbitales; Cucurbitaceae. Gene Ontology annotation, molecular function: transcription cis-regulatory region binding. The record is from RefSeq and is a predicted model, not a curated record. Gene Ontology annotation, cellular component: nucleus. Bases 465 to 1529 code for a protein of 354 amino acids.